Molecule: messenger RNA, 5709 nt
Organism: Epinephelus moara (kelp grouper)
Lineage: Eukaryota; Metazoa; Chordata; Actinopteri; Perciformes; Serranidae
Gene: foxo6b
Product: forkhead box O6 b
Exons: 2
Coding region: 983-3193 (736 amino acids)
Biological process (GO): regulation of transcription by RNA polymerase II
Cellular component (GO): nucleus
Molecular function (GO): DNA-binding transcription factor activity, RNA polymerase II-specific; RNA polymerase II cis-regulatory region sequence-specific DNA binding
Source: RefSeq, a predicted model, not a curated record
CACACACACACACACACACACACACACCCUCCUCCUCCUCUGGAAACCUGUUCUGGAGGGAGUGACUUGAUCCAGGCGGCGUCCAAUUAUAUGGAAGCAGCACUUAUUCCACUUUAUUCCAGGCUACAGUUAAGUGGCUUGAAGCCUUCAGAGACACACAGGCUUGUAGUAUAAAGGCAGAGCAAUAGGCAGAGAGACGGUACCCAUGUGACAUGUGAACGGAAAGCCAAAGACAAAGGUAGAAAUAUCUACUAUACCAAGUGAGGCGUCUGGCGGCGUGCAGAGGAGACACAGAGGAUGCUCCAAAUCAAAUCCAUGAGGGCUUUUUUCUCUCUCGCUCGUCUGGAAAUUCACGGCUUCAUAUAAAUGAUUCAUGAGAGCCUGUUUCUAUUUCUAAGGGAGUAAUUGCGCUCGCAGUGAGUUUGAGCUGAAGCCGGUCACCAGCCAGUCUGCAGAAAGACGCUAGUAAAGCUGGGAUCAGAGCGUGGAGACAAUUAUAAAGUCAAUUAAUUUGGGGGAGUUUGAUAAAGCGUUUCCCUUUAACCUGCACUGGACCUCAUCUGUCAGAAGGAUCAACUGUUGCUGCAGCCGGAGCGGGCACAGAGACAUUCUCCAAGUGUGUCUGGCUUUCAUAAUGGAUGUUUGACCGUCACUUGGUCCUGUAUGCAGCCACACAGCCGGUGUUGUGCAAUUAACAUGGAAGAGAGACUGAUACUGUUGUUGAUGCCUCGGAUACACCUUCAUCUGUCCUGAUGUGAUGCCACAUUGUUGCACUGAGGAGAAUGAUAAUAUCCCACACCGCUGCCGGCUUUUUCAUACUGGUUGAUCAUCUCUGUGUGUGAAACAAGACACAUUUAUUCCUCUUUCUCUGUAUAAGGGACCAGUUUGGGCAUUUUAACUCACUGGCAGGCGUCAAAAUUGACAGGCUUUUUUGUUAUAGUGACCUUGCCCGAUUUUGACAUCCAUUCAGCGGGAGAUCAUCAUGCUGAUGAUGAUGAAGAACAGCGGCAUGGAUGCGCAUCAGGUUGAUAUCGAUUCGGAAUUUGAGCCUCACAGUCGUUCGCGGUCGUGCACCUGGCCGCUGCCGUGUCCGGAGGAUUUCCCCGGGGGAGAAGAAGCGAGCCGAGGUCUGGCCCUGGCAUCGGUCAAAGUGGAGCAGUACAACGUGCCCGCAUGCCGGGCCGAGAGAAAAGGCGGCGCGCCGGCGGAGAUCAAGCACCCAGCCGGCGCCCCGGCCCCGGUCGUGGCCGCUCCUGCCUGCAUGUCCGGGGCUGCGCUCGACGUGGCCGGCCAGCUGCGCAAAGCCAAGUCCUCCCGGCGAAACGCGUGGGGAAACCUGUCUUAUGCAGACCUCAUUACCCGUGCCAUCGAGAGCGCCCCGGAGAAGAGACUCACCCUGUCCCAAAUUUAUGACUGGAUGGUUCGCUUUGUUCCUUAUUUCAAGGAUAAAGGCGACAGCAACAGUUCAGCCGGAUGGAAGAAUUCAAUCAGACACAAUCUGUCCCUGCACAGUCGCUUCAUCCGGGUGCAAAAUGAAGGGACGGGGAAGAGUUCGUGGUGGAUGCUGAACCCAGAAGGAGGGAAGAUGGGGAAAGGACCCAGAAGAAGGGCGGCCUCUAUAGACAACGGCACUCGCUACCUGAAGACCAAGGGUCGCAUUAGCCGCAAGAGAGCUGGAGCCAUAGGCCUCGGACGGGGUCAAGGUCAGGGGGCCGGACCCACAAUGCAAAGCUCCCCAGAGCAUGGCAGUCCAGCAGGGAAAGGAGGUGUGGGAAUGGGGGGUGAGGAGUAUGACACCUGGACAGACCUCCAUUCCCGUACCUCCUCCUCUGCCUCCACACUGAGUGGCUGCCUAUCCCCGAUCCUGGCUGAGGCGGAGGCUGACGAACCGGAGGAGGGUGGACUGUCCUGUUCAGCCUCCCCUCGACUGUACCCCAGCCCCACCAGCACCCGCUCCCCGGCCCUAGGCACUGGGGGCCACUGCCCGACCGUGGAGCUGCCCCAGCUGACAGACCUGACAGGGGCUAUCAGUCUAGAUGAGAGUGGCUACCCGCAGCCACAGCAAAUCAAAUGCAACGGUUAUCCCUACGUGCCUGCGCCCAAGGCAGAGGGCUCCUACUGCGGGCCCAUGUAUGGACAGCCUUCCAUGGGCAUGCUCCGGCAUCACACUCCCAUGGAGACCAUCCAGGAGAACAAGCCAGUUAGCUUCCAGCGCCCAAUGAGGGGCUACUCAGAGAACAACGCCCUGCAGAGUCUGCUCACUGGUGGUCCUCCGUACUGCAGCAAAGACACAGUACUGGGCCAGGGACGGGAAACACACACACUAAUGACACAGGGGACCAAUGGCGUUCACAGCCAGCACAGCCACAAUCAGAAUCGCAGCCACAAUCAUAACCACAAUCACAGCCAAGAGCAUGCUCACAAUCCCAGUCUACACAAUGGCCACGGCUCAGUCCAUGACCAGAACACAGCCCACCAUCAGAACCACAAUCAGGGUCACAAACACCAAGCCAGCCUCGACUACAGCCACAGCCACAAGCCCCACCCUGCCCAUGACUAUGGUGCGACUCACGAGCACGGUCACAGUAACAAAGCCAGCCAUGAUCACACCCCUCGCUCCACCCAGAGUCACAUGCACGACCACAACACCCAUAACCCUAUGCACAGCGGGCCUCACCCCCAGGCCCUCUCCCCACGGGUUAGCACCGACAUCCUGCAGCCCUACAGCCUCAAGACCUCUAACCACUAUGGGCCCCGGCCACACCUCCCAACAUCACCGUCCCUGCCGCCUAACCCUGCCGGCGUCAUGGAUGUUCCCCAGGAUCCCUGCCGCCUGGCAUCUGCGCCUCACCCCCGUCACCAGCCUUACCCCGGAGCUCACCAUCAGGGUAUGACCGACUCCUGGCACGGCUAUUACCACAACAACCACCAGCCGGGGAACGCUGGUUACCAGGGGCAGCAGCACAACUCCCACAGUAGAAUGGCUGCCAACCUGGAGAUGGAGAACGUCCCUAAUAGCCUGGACUGUGACGUAGACUCCAUCCUGCUCAAUGACUUUAUGGACACAGAGAGCAUGGACUUCAACUUUGACGGCUCUCUGUCCCAAGGCAUGGGCAUGGGGAUGGGCAUGAGCUUGGGGGCGUUUGCUUGCCCUCCACCAGCACACAGCAACCAGAGCUGGGUGCCAGGGUGAACCCAGGCCCGAGGGUUUGGAUAGACACAUGACCGCAAAGCUCACCCACUGGGCCAGGCUGCUGGUGGGCUGUACCCUUGGACUGACUGACUGUGAUUCUGUUUUUCUCAGACUGUAGAACAAAAUACGUAUUGUCAUUUUGUUUCCUGGGGACUCCGUACACCCCCACAUCCUACUCCCCCUCACCCUGUUUAUAAAGCCUUCUGUCUCCAUAUUGAACCUGCCCCCAAUGCGCCCAGUCCUAAAGCCCCCCUUGUUCAUGCCCUUCAGUUUUUUUUGUUUUGUUUUUUAAGGUCUCCUCCCAAUCUCGUCCUGCCUGUCCUAAGCUCUCAAGCACUUUACAUCCAUCCUUUCCAUACAGAUGCAGUAACACAAAGACCAGGCAAAGUCACGUUGUGUGUUGGCUUAAGUUUAAUGUAUGCAAUCCACUUUACAGUAUUAUCUCCUACUACAAAGGGGGUGUUGUUUUUGACUUGAGAACAUGAUCAAACAGCUGCAUAAAUAUCUUUCAAUGUAGAGGUGCUCUCAGAUUGGGGGUUAAAAGACAGGGGAGGCUUUGAGGUUUAAGGAUGAAGAAUAAAGGAGGUUUUUAGAGGAAGAGGAAAUAAGAACGUAAGGGUUGGAGGGAUAGAAAGGAAGGGAACUCCAGGGUCAGUAUGACUUCUCUCCCUGGUGGACAGUGGUGUUUCCUGUUUGGUUCAAGGCAAGAGGACAGUCAUACAUCAGGCAACCAUCAGCGCCACUCCAAUGAAAUGCAACGUCCCUUCUUUAAUCUCCAAAGUAAUGCCAGAGUGAUGCAUCACUAUUGCAAAUCUAAUGCGCCACUCUGUGUUUUUCACCCCCCCACCCCCCCUCAACUCCGGACACACCGGCUUAAUGUGUUUUGGCAAAAGUGAUGAUUAAAGUCACUCUGCACUAAAUGGGGGAGGGAUUGAAAGGGGUGGUGUUGGAGAGGGGUUGGGGGGGGCAUUGAGGGGAGAUGAUAGGAGAGGAGAAAUGCAAAUAUUCCCUCUGUGCCUCUUCCUCUCCAUUUUGUGGAUUUAUGUAGCUUUCCCCGUAAUGAAAUAAGCAACGAUCAGAGCCUGCUGUACAUCCUGAGGAGCUCUCUGAUUGGCCUGCGCUGGGCUGCCUCAGCGUGGCUCCUUCACCGGCUGACCCCAGAACAGCUUACCGAGCAGCUGUGGUCAGGCCAGGAUGUUGAUGGAGCUGCCGUCCUCAGACCCCAGGUAACCUUGUCUAAUUCACUAACACCCAGGUUCAAGCCCACUAUGUGCUUUUACUCCUGCGAAUUGCACACUGAUGAACAGCGUCAGCAGAUUACUAUUUGGUGCUAUCUCCUCUUCCCAGGCUCCCUCCUAUCACGCCGCCCCAUCCCGAGGUUACUCGGAGGGUAAACAAGAGUAAUUAACCGCCAAACAAGAUGGAUGAUUUAUGCAAGUGUGUGUAUUCGCUCAUCGGCACAAAGUCAUAAUUCUUCCUCCCGCCAAGAACAAGGAGGGUGAUUUUUGAGAGGUGAUGCCCAGUGACAAGGUAAAGCGGCUGGCAAGCGGUGUGCUUAUAGCGUCCUUCAAGUCCUUCAAGCAUCCCCUUAACAAGCGUCCCCCCGCCCCGUCCUGGCCAUAGCUUUACUUUGCUGUCGUCUUUUCUUGUGCUCGUUCUGUGAUUGUGCAGUUGUCUGUCCUGUUUCAAUACAGCAUGGAUAGAAGCUUUCGUGUGCAUUUUAUUUUCUUCAUUCCCAGAGGGAAAACAGGCAAAGGGGACAUUAGCCAACCCUUGUCCUGGCACCUGUCCCACUCAAGAUAGAGAAAAUAGGAACAAGAGAGAGAAGAAAGGUAGAUAGAUACAGUGAGAGACUGAGCGGGAGGGAGGGAGCUACAUGAGUAGGCAGGAUCUGUGAGACUGAGAGAGAUUUUCCAGCUCGGUAGCUUUCUGUAGAAUUGGCUGUUUGAAUCAGGCCAAAUGUCAAGUGCUACUCAGCCAGCUCCAGCGAGCUUUGACCAGAAAGCCACUUUUCCCUCCUGAUCAAGGACAAUGACGGGUAUUUCCAUACACAUUUCUUUUGCUUUCUUCUUUCCUUUUCAUGAGUUAAGAUGGCCCAUUGUUGUAACCCAACUGUAAUUUGUUCUCUGGCCUGUGUGCACUUGUGUGUCAAGCUUCUCGUGGGUGUGCGAGUGUGUGUGCGUGUGUGUAGCGCAGUGAUGUACAAGAAAUGAUUAAGGGAAUAUUGUUGAGAACUAACUUGCCCUGGUAUUGUCCAUGCCUGGAUGAGUGCAGCAUACAUAAUAUAUACAGUUUAUAUUUAUUGGUUAGGGAGACGGGUCUAUGGAGGACCGCUCAGACCCCUCACUGCUUUGUCUUCUUGAUGACAGAGAGGCAGAAUGCUAUUUCAGUUUGACUACAUUUCAUUCUGUACAUAAUCUAUAUUGAGAAAAUUGUAUUAUAAUUUUUUUGCAAAUAUCAAUUUCUUUUCUAAAAUGAUGUAUCUGCUCAUCUGGUGACCGUAAAAUAAAAACAAA